Molecule: messenger RNA, 2572 nt
Organism: Mastomys coucha (southern multimammate mouse)
Lineage: Eukaryota; Metazoa; Chordata; Mammalia; Rodentia; Muridae
Gene: Dok7
Product: docking protein 7
Exons: 8
Coding region: 44-1585 (513 amino acids)
Biological process (GO): neuromuscular junction development; positive regulation of protein tyrosine kinase activity
Molecular function (GO): protein kinase binding
Source: RefSeq, a predicted model, not a curated record
CGCGUGGAGAGGGCGCAGCGGGCGGCGGGAACCAUGACAGAAGAUGACCGAGGCAGCGCUGGUGGAGGGCCAGGUCAAGCUGCGGGACGGCAAGAAGUGGAAGAGUAGGUGGCUGGUGCUGCGCAAGCCAUCGCCGGUGGCAGACUGCCUGCUGAUGCUGGUCUACAAGGACAAGUGUGAACGCUCCAAGGGCCUGAGGGAGCGCAGCAGCCUCACCCUGGAGGACAUCUGUGGCCUGGAGCCUGCCCUGCCCUAUGAGGGCCUGGCCCACACUCUGGCCAUCAUCUGCCUGUCUCAGGCCGUCAUGCUGGGCUUCGACAGCCAUGAGGCCAUGUGUGCCUGGGAUACUCGUAUCCGCUACGCACUGGGCGAGGUGCACAGGUUCCAUGUGACGGUAGCUCCUGGCACCAAACUGGAGAGUGGUCCGGCCACUCUCCACCUCUGCAAUGACAUCCUGGUCCUGGCCAGAGACAUCCCUCCAACUGUCACGGGGCAGUGGAAGCUGUCUGAUCUCCGGCGUUAUGGGGCUGUGCCGAAUGGAUUCAUCUUCGAAGGAGGGACCAGGUGUGGGUACUGGGCUGGCGUCUUCUUCUUGUCUUCAGCUGAGGGGGAGCAGAUCAGCUUCCUGUUUGACUGCAUUGUCCGAGGCAUCUCCCCCACCAAAGGCCCGUUUGGGCUUCGGCCAGUUCUCCCAGACCCGAGUUCUGGGGGACCCUCAGCCUCAGAGGAGCGUGUUGCCCAGGAAGCACUGGAAGCCCUGCAGCUAGAGAAGAGGCUCAGCCUGCUUUCACACUCUGGCCGGCCAGGCAGUGGAGGGGAUGACCGAAGCCUAUCCAGUUCCUCUUCUGAGGCCAGCCACUCAGACAUCAGCGCCAGCAGCCGGCUCACUGCUUGGCCAGAGCAGUCCUCGUCCUCAGCCAGCACAUCACAAGAAGGACCAGGGCUGGUGGCUGCCCAGGGCCCAGGAGAAGCCAUGCUGGGAGCCUCAAGGCCACCCUUCAAGCCGCUGCGGCCUCGGCAGUUACAGGAGGUUGGCCGCCAGAGCUCCUCUGACAGUGGCAUCGCCACAGGCAGCCAUUCCUCCUACUCGGGCAGCUUCUCUUCCUAUGCUGGCAGCAACCUGGAUGUGUGGCGGGCCGGUGAGGAAUUCGGUUCUCUACUCAGCCUGCCCCCUGGAGCCAACGCACCUGAACCCAGACUGUGUGCCUGCCCACCUGGGGCGGCCGAGUACCAGGUGCCCACUUCACUGCGACACCACUAUGACACACCUCGAAGCCUGCGCCAGGCCCCCAGAGACCCAAGCUCAACUUCUCAGGGCAGCUCUGACCACAGUUCAGCCACAGACUUGGGUGGUCAGGCGCCUACGGGGUGUCCCUCCAGUUGGCUGGGAGCUCGUCGACGGGGACAGGCGACGGAAGGCCCAGGCAGUGAAGCUGUGCUGCCCUGUCCAUCCCCUGGCGAGCCCUGGGAAGCAGGCAGCCCCCAUGCAGGGCCACCUCCAGCUUUCUUUUUGUCAUGUUCAAUCUGUGGCGGACUCAAGGUGGGUGGUGCUGUGGCUGCCAGUGCUGAAGGCAGGUCAGGCUGACGUCAGGAGAGCCCCUGAUCCAACUUUUCCAGGAUCUUCUCACCCCCUGGAUCAGGCAGAAGGCUGCCCUGCCCAUGGGCUCCUGCUAUCUAUUGUACCACUGAGGGCAGAAGAUCUCCAUGGCCUGAGUCAGUUCUCAGUGACAAGGCUUGGCCUUGGGUCCACUGCCCUCUUCCAAGAUAACUGACCGUCUGUCAUCGGUCAUUUCUGCAGUAUACGGACACACUUCCUAUCCAAAAUCAAAUCUACCAUGGCUCCUCUAGACUCGCUAGUCUGUGAGCCAGCAGCUCUGUGUAUGCAGCCCGUAGACUGGGUACAGUCUAUAUGUGAUCUGCUUUAUACGUCACCCUGCGGCACCCACAGGUGGGAUCAGUGUCCCAUCCCACGGGGAGGAAACUGACGCUCAGGAGGCUCCAUGACUUGCGGGGGUCUCUGACAUUGACCCCCCCCCCACCACACACAUACAUACACACACUGCAGAUCAGUCUGCUCCUGGGCCCCUGGAAGGCUCUAAGAAGUGGGGUGCCUGAUGGGAGUGUGCGUCACCCCCAGAGGCUGAGUUUGCCCAGGGUCCUGAGAUCAGUUUGCUGGAGGGUCUCUUGUAGAACCUUCCAGUAGUGUUCCCCUGUGUGCCUCCUUUCUGGGACCAGGAAGCUGGUGGCCAGGACCAGGUGGAAGAAAUAAGGAGGGCUCUGGCCCUGCCCACAGGUCACCCUGGCUCUGUGCUCGGGUGUCUACCACCCCAGGCUGUGUGCUCCUUUGCACAGAGCAGAGGUGCUCCGCUUCCCUGUGUCAGGGGUUUGGUGCGGCUGUGCCCACCCUUUAUGCAUCCCUCCAUUGGCACCUACAGUUCUGAUCUGGCAGGCCAACUCACUUGUAAAUGCCUCGAUCUGUACCUGCAUUGCGGCCAACCAUGUUGCUCUAUUACGUUUUUAAAAUCUGUUUGUAAUACAUUCUCAGACUGGAAAUAAAGUUAUCUUUUCUUAC